GACUUAUUUGCAUCCGUUUGUGAUAUUCCUUUGAACACAUUGCUGAGAUAUUUUCGGUUAUUUUGGUCCUUCCAAGUAGUAUUGCUGCAUUUUCCUUAAUACUCUCAACAUGUUAGCUAAUUCCAGCCUCAUCUCCUCUAACUUCUCUUCCUUACUAUUUCUUAGAAAUCAGAAAGUUGCCACUAGAAUUUCAUUUCCAAACAGUGCAAAAAUCAAGAAUCCACCCAAGACUCAGCUUUUCAACAACUCAAUCUCAGGAUUUGGGGAAAAGGGUCGUCUUUAUGUAUGUCAUAGUUCACUAAACCUUCAAAAUCAAGAAGACCCAUCAAUGGAAAAAGAUGUAGAUGGUACUACAGAGGAGGAUGAGCUUGUUGGUGGAAACAAUAAUGGAGACCAAUGGGAUUGGACGACGUCGUUUGUGCUGUUUGGCUUGUGGUCUGGACUCAUGUACUAUGUUUUCUUCCUUGCUCCUAACCAGACACCGUUGACAGACAUGUAUUUCUUAAAAAAACUCCUUAAUUUGAAAGGAGAUGAUGGCUUCCAGAUGAAUGAAGUGCUAGUGGGACUUUGGUACAUCAUGGGUUUGUGGCCAUUAGUUUACAGUAUGCUGCUCCUUCCUACCGCUAGAAGUUCAAAAGGCAGCAUUCCCGUUUGGCCUUUUCUUGUACUUUCAUGCUUUGGUGGUGCAUAUGUUCUCAUUCCUUAUUUUGCUCUCUGGAAACCACCACCUCCACCUGUUGAAGAAACUGAGCUUCAAAGGUUGCCUCUGAAUUUGCUCGAAUCAAAGCUAACUGCAGGGAUCACAAUGGCUGCAGGGCUAGGGAUAAUAUUCUAUGCAGGUUUAUCAAAUGGAGAUGUCUGGAAGGAAUUUUACCAAUAUUUCAGAGAGAGCAGAUUCAUCCAUGUGAUGUCGAUUGAUUUCAGUUUACUGUCAGCAUUUGCACCCUUCUGGAUUUACAAUGACAUGACUGCUCGAAAGUGGUAUGACAAAGGAUCUUGGCUUCUUCCUUUGUCGGUGAUACCUUUUUUGGGUCCAUCAUUAUACCUUCUCCUACGCCCAUCUAUUCCAACAGUACCAACCUUAUCAAGCCCAACUUCGACUGAAGAAAAAUGAUGCAAAUCUCUUACAUCAGGAUUCUAAUAUCAUGGUACAUUGAGCAAAAAUAACCGACCGGUGAAACAAAUCUAAACAAGUAGUGCACAAACUCUUCUCUGCUGUCUGUGAUGUACACUCUCAGAGCACAAGCAACAACAAAAACAGGUCAUCAGCUGCUCUGUAGAGCAUAGUUCAGCAUUUAUGCUGCAAAUACCAAAACUUGUUGAUCGUCUUCUCUUCUUCAUUCUUUUUUUUCCGCCCUUGCUUUAUUUAAACUUUCACACGAUGUAUUCUUAAGAUGAUAAUUUCCAAUUUCAACUGUACUGUAGUUAUUCACAACACCCUCGUAUAUUGGAUAGAUAUAAUAAAUAGAGAGAUUAACUUCCUCUAUUCUUUCAUAUCUAUAUAUAUACUACUUUGAG
This is a messenger RNA of Solanum dulcamara, 1518 nucleotides long. RefSeq lists its product as uncharacterized. The record is from RefSeq and is a predicted model, not a curated record. NCBI's taxonomy places the organism in Eukaryota, Viridiplantae, Streptophyta, Magnoliopsida, Solanales, Solanaceae. The coding region runs from base 110 to 1114 and encodes 334 amino acids. The transcript has 6 exons.